AUGGACACUAAUUCCAAACCCACUAUACUGUUCGUGGGUAACACCAUCCGUUAUGCUACAAACCAAUGGGAGAAAUUCCAGGAACGCUUCACAAUCAUCCCCUACACCUCUCAGUCGAAAGCUGAAUUUAUCAGCAACCUCCAACCAGGCGGUCCGUACUCGACCAUUAACGGCAUCUUCCGACCCUCAGUUUUAAAACCACAGGUAAACCUUCCUCUGCUAGACAAGGAGUUAAUUUCUCACCUACCUACAACCUGCAAGAUCAUCGCUUCCGCAAGCCAUGGGUACGACGGCAUUGAUACUGAGGAGCUGGCGCGGCGGGGUAUCUGGUACUGCAACGGUGCUGGCGGGGCAAAUGACUCCACAGCUGAUAUUGCUCUAUUCCUGAUCCUCGCGGCUUUCCGAUACACAACCUUUACCGAGGGUAGACUGCGUGAGAUGCGCGAAGCCAAAUACUUCCGUGUCGAGAAGGAUGUGAUUCCCUGUUCUAACGUGACACGCAAUCGUAUACUGGGUGUUGUGGGGAUGGGAGAAAUCGGAGUACAGAUUUCACUUAGGGCCAAGGCGUUUGGGAUGAAAAUACAUUAUUUCUGCCGAACGAGAAAGGGUGCUGAUGUUGAGGCUUCGCUGGGUGGUGCGACUUAUCAUUCCACCUUGGAAGGGAUGCUGGCGGUGGCGGACUGUCUCGUGCUGGCUUGCCCGCAUACGCCAGAGACGCAUCAUAUUUUGAAUCGGGACACGUUUGCCGUCAUGAAGAAGGGUAUUCGGGUUGUGAAUAUUGGGCGGGGUAAGUGUAUUGAUGAAGAUGCACUUGCAGAUGCCCUUGAGACUGGAAAGGUGGCGGGCGCCGGCUUAGACGUUUAUCAUGAUGAGCCGGUCAUUAACCCUAGGCUGUUGAAUAAUAUGAGGAUAACUUUGCUGCCACACAUGGGGGGUUGUUGUGCUGACACUUAUGAGAAUUUCGAACGAAUUACCAUGGAUAAUCUUGAGGCAUACUUCCACGGCGACGGCAAACCUAUCACACCGGUUAACCACGUUAAUGAAUAA
This is a messenger RNA of Paracoccidioides brasiliensis Pb18, 1047 nucleotides long. RefSeq lists its product as uncharacterized. Bases 1 to 1047 code for a protein of 348 amino acids. The transcript has 3 exons. Gene Ontology annotation, cellular component: cytosol. The record is from RefSeq and is a predicted model, not a curated record. Gene Ontology annotation, molecular function: NAD binding; hydroxypyruvate reductase [NAD(P)H] activity; glyoxylate reductase (NADPH) activity.